UCAGAUAUGGAUCAAUCAGCAAGUGAAGCUGACGAUUGCAUAACAAAUCAUCAAUAUGAUGAACUGACAAAAGAUGAUAUUUAUUCAGCUUACCGUAAAUCACAAAAAAAGUAUCAUAAAUAUCGUGGGAGAUUCACUGAGUUAGUAAAUCAUUACCGUGAAAUGGAGAGAAUAAAAGUUAAAUUAGAAACAUUGUUAGUUGACACGCAAAAUAAAGCAUUGAGACGCAUUGGGAAUUUAAAAGAGCAGUGUCUAUUGGAGCAACAAGCCAAAGCACAUCUUGAAGACGCUCUAAGAAAUGAUAUGGAGGAAAAAGAUCACAUUAUCGAUACUCUUAAUACUAAAAUAAAAUUACUGCAAGCUAAUGGAAACAAAAUGGAUUUACUGCAGCUAGAAAGUGAAACAACAGAUAAAGAUAACGACGAGUCCAAUUCAACGAAUGAAAGUGAAGUAGAAUCACUUAAACAACAGCACCAGCAAUUAUUUACCGAAAACAGUUCAUUAAAAAAUAAGUUAGACAAAUUUGAAGCCCUGGUUGCCAAGUAUAAAGCAGGGAUGGGCAAAAUAGGAUUUAAUAAAUACUGAGUAUUUAAGUAAAAU
Molecule: messenger RNA, 600 nt
Organism: Microplitis mediator
Lineage: Eukaryota; Metazoa; Arthropoda; Insecta; Hymenoptera; Braconidae
Product: golgin subfamily A member 4-like
Exons: 2
Coding region: 7-585 (192 amino acids)
Biological process (GO): Golgi vesicle transport
Cellular component (GO): Golgi apparatus
Molecular function (GO): small GTPase binding
Source: RefSeq, a predicted model, not a curated record